AAAUCGCACUUCUAAUUCCUUCCUCUCCUCCUCUGUUUUUUCCCGCAGCAAUAAAACCCUGCAAACUCUUAAAUUUUCCACUGAUUCCCGCAACUUUCUCGUCAACUAAACGCACAUUGUCCCAUCAAUUAAUUCCCUUCUAUUACCCGCCGGGAACCAGCCAAUGUCGGUCUCCGGCCCCGUUACCUCCUCCUAUAAUGAUAAUGACAGCUCUCUGCCUCACAAGCUCGCGUCAAAAACAUCAUUUCUCAAUCUAAAGCUCUACGUUCUGAUCGCAAUUAUUUCCGUAUGCUUACUUUUAGUUUUACUUCUUGUUUUCCUCUGCAUUCGAUUAAACAGGGCUUCUCGGAAACGGAACAAAGUGCUCGCGAAUCAGAGCUCCGGUGCGAUCCCGUUAGUAUCCAAAGAAAUCGUAGAAAUUAAAGCUUCGGAUCGGAAAGGGAAUGACGGGAAAGAGGAGGUCAAAAUUGGAAAUGUGAAUUUGAUAAAGAAGAAGGAGAUUGAGGCUGUCGUUGAUUUGGAGAUGGGAGAACGAAAGCAGAAGCAGAAGAAGAGUGGAGAGAGUGAUGACGCGUCGUGCAGCGCUAGUAGUGACGUGUCGUCGGUGGAGGCACAGCAGAAUAUCGGGUGGGGCCGCUGGUAUAGCUUGAAGGAGCUGGAGGUGGCGACACGUGGAUUCGCGGAGGAGAAUGUGAUAGGUGAAGGAGGAUACGGUGUUGUGUAUAAAGGGGUAUUGGAGGAUGGGUCUGUAGUGGCAGUGAAGAAUUUGCUUAACAACAAGGGCCAGGCUGAGAAGGAGUUCAGGGUGGAAGUUGAAGCCAUAGGAAAAGUAAGGCAUAAGAACUUGGUGGGUCUAAUUGGGUAUUGUGCAGAAGGUGCUCGUAGGAUGCUUGUUUAUGAAUAUGUUGACAAUGGCAAUUUGGAGCAGUGGUUACAUGGUGAUGUAGGGCCUGUCAGCCCACUGCCCUGGGAUAUCAGAAUGAAGGUUGCCAUUGGGACAGCAAAAGGGCUAGCCUAUUUGCAUGAAGGUUUAGAACCUAAAGUUGUGCACCGUGAUGUAAAAUCCAGUAAUAUACUUCUGGAUAAAAAAUGGAAUCCAAAGGUCUCAGACUUUGGGUUGGCCAAGCUCUUAGGUUCUGAGUCAAGCUAUGUCACUACCCGUGUUAUGGGGACAUUUGGAUAUGUUUCCCCUGAUUAUGCAAGUACAGGUAUGCUUAACGAGGGGAGCGAUGUGUAUAGUUUCGGAGUUCUUCUUAUGGAGGUGAUCACAGGAAGGAGCCCAAUUGAUUACUCCAGGCCAGCUGGAGAGAUGAACUUGGUUGACUGGUUUAAAGGAAUGGUGGCUAGUCGUCGUGGAGAUGAGGUUUUAGACCCUCUAGUUGAAGUUCAGCCUUCUCCAAGGGCUUUGAAACGAACCUUGCUGGUUUGUCUUCGUUGUAUAGACUUAGAUGCUAAUAAGCGACCAAAGAUGGGGCAAGUUGUUCAUAUGCUUGAGGCAGAUGACUUCCCUUUUCGCGCUGAACUUAAAGCAGUUAGAGAAAGAGAUCUUCCCCCUUCUCAUGCUGCUAUGUCCAACAAUGUUCCACAUCCAACCAAGCAUGCAGAGGGCAGUGAUGUAGAAAGACCAAGGCGAAGAUGAUUGUUGUUGGUUUUUGAAUAUCAGCAGUUUCUGAUUUCAAAUUAUUUUGUAGUAUAUUUUUUAACUAAGUAUAUAAAAAUAUUUAGUGUAUUCAAUGUGUAUAUUUUACCUAUCCCACCUUUCAGAUAUUCUAUGUUUUGCUAGCAUCUUAGAGUUAAAAUGAGCCUUGUGAAUAUGGAUCAUAUUUGUUAAAUCUCAGCUUGCUUCUCAUGAAUAUCAGAAUAUUUUAUAUUUGCACUU
This is a messenger RNA of Hevea brasiliensis (rubber tree), 1879 nucleotides long. Its product is annotated as probable receptor-like serine/threonine-protein kinase At4g34500. Lineage: Eukaryota; Viridiplantae; Streptophyta; Magnoliopsida; Malpighiales; Euphorbiaceae. The transcript is spliced from 7 exons. The record is from RefSeq and is a predicted model, not a curated record. Gene Ontology annotation, biological process: protein phosphorylation. Gene Ontology annotation, molecular function: protein kinase activity; ATP binding. Bases 164 to 1639 code for a protein of 491 amino acids.